AUGUCAAAACAGUCACUGAAAAUAGCCGUCAUUCCAGGCGAUGGCAUCGGUAUCGAGGUCAUGCCAAUAGGUGUGCGCUGCCUCAAGGCCGCAGCUUCGGCCUAUAGCCUCUCGCUGGAGUUUACCGAUUUCGACUUUGCGAGCUGCGACUACUACCUCAAGCAUGGCCAAAUGAUGCCGGACGACUGGAAAGACAUACUAUCGAGUUUCGAUGCCAUUUACUUUGGGGCUGUGGGCAUGCCGGAUCUCGUCCCGGACCACGUGAGCCUAUGGGGAAGUCUGCUCAAGUUCCGCAGAGAAUUCGACCAAUAUAUCAGCUUGAGGCCGUGCCGGUUGAUGCCGGGGGUGAAGAGCCCACUGGCGAACAAGAAAGCUGGAGACAUUGACUUUUGGGUUGUUAGAGAAAAUACAGAGGGCGAGUACAGCUCGGUUGGCGGGAAGAUGUUCGAGGGCACAGAUCGGGAAGUCGUCGUGCAAGAGACCAUCAUGACGCGUGUAGGCGUCGAUCGCGUGCUGAAGUACGCGCUCGAGCUCGCCAACAGCCGACCAAAGAAACACUUGACGAGUGCGACGAAGAGCAAUGGGAUCAGCAUCACAAUGCCGUACUGGGAUGAUAGGCUGCAAGAGCUACUCAAAGGCUACGGAGAUGUGAAGAUGGACAAAUUCCACAUCGACAUCUUGACGGCCUGGCUGGUCCUUCGACCCGAACAGUUCGAUGUCAUCGUCGGCAGCAAUCUGUUCGGGGACAUAUUGAGCGACCUAGGCCCUGCGUGUACGGGGACGAUAGGUAUCGCACCUUCAGCGAAUCUGAAUCCCGAAGGAAGGUUCCCCAGUCUGUUUGAGCCUGUACAUGGCAGCGCUCCAGACAUUGUUGGCAAGGGCAUCGCAAAUCCGGUUGGCACCAUCUGGGCCGGACAGAUGAUGCUAGAGCACUUUGGGUUCAAGGAGGCUGCUGCAGGUGUGCUGAAGGCUAUCGAAGACGUUUUGGCAAGGCAAGAAGCCCAUGUACUUACACCGGACAUGGGCGGCAAGGCCGGGACUACCGACUCGCUGGGUUCAGCCAUCGAGAGAGAGAUAGCCGCUAUGGCCGGGGCAAGAUGA
Molecule: messenger RNA, 1101 nt
Organism: Didymosphaeria variabile
Lineage: Eukaryota; Fungi; Ascomycota; Dothideomycetes; Pleosporales; Didymosphaeriaceae
Exons: 1
Coding region: 1-1101 (366 amino acids)
Molecular function (GO): oxidoreductase activity, acting on the CH-OH group of donors, NAD or NADP as acceptor; magnesium ion binding; NAD binding
Source: RefSeq, a predicted model, not a curated record